UGUAAACAGCCGGUGUUCCUCUAUUUAAGUUUGUGCAACGCGGAAUCGCUUUUACAUUUUUAAUAAAAAAUAUAUCAAAUAUCAUUGGGUUUACUUGGAAUAAAGAUGGAUUCUGAUUUAUAUGACGAAUUUGGCAACUACAUUGGUCCUGAACUGGAUAGUGACGAAGAUGAUGACCAAAGUAUAUACGGUCAACAAGAACCUCAGGAUGAUCAAGAUGAAGAUGCGAUGGACGAAGAGGAAGAACAUCAAGACGAUGAAGAUAAAGAGGUUACAGCCGUUGUUUUACAUGAAGAUAAACGUUAUUAUCCAACUGCAGUCGAAGUGUAUGGACCCGAUGUUGAGACCAUUGUGCAAGAAGAGGAUGCCCAACCCUUAGACAAACCGCUCAUUGAGCCCAUUAAGAAACUUAAAUUUCAAAUAAAAGAGCAGGAACUCCCAGAAACCACGUAUGACAUGGAAUUCAUGGCUGACCUGAUGGACACACCACCACUCAUACGAAACGUUGCAUUAGUGGGACAUCUCCAUCACGGGAAAACCACUUUUGUAGACUGCUUAAUACGUCAGACUCAUCCACAAUUUGAGCAAGCGGAAGAGCGCACACUCCGCUAUACUGAUACACUAUUCACUGAACAGGAGCGUGGUUGUAGUAUUAAGGCUACACCUGUGACGCUAGUCUUACAAGAUGUUAAACAAAAGAGUUUUUUAAUGAACGUUUUUGAUACACCAGGGCAUGUAAACUUUUCUGAUGAAGUGACAGCUGCUAUGCGUAUGUGUGAUGGUAUCGUUCUUUUUGUGGACGCUGCGGAGGGUGUAAUGUUAAAUACUGAACGUUUAUUAAAGCAUGCGGUACAGGAGAAAAUGGCAAUUACGGUUUGCAUUAAUAAGAUUGAUCGUUUAGUUUUGGAGUUGAAAUUACCGCCACAAGAUGCGUAUUUCAAAUUAAAACAUAUUGUUGAGGAGAUAAAUGCUUUGCUGAGCACCUAUGGUAAUGGUAACGAGAACUUAUUAGUUUCACCUGCUUUAGGCAACGUUUGCUUUGCUAGUUCAUUAUACGGAUUCUGUUUCACUUUAAAAUCGUUCGCUAAACUGUAUGCAGACACUUAUGAUGGCGUUAACUAUGCAGAAUUCGCCAAACGGUUGUGGGGCGAUAUGUACUUCCAUAGUAAAUCGCGAAAAUUUACGAAAAAGCCACCUCAUAACUCAGCACAGCGUAGCUUUGUCGAAUUUAUUUUGGAACCCAUGUAUAAAGUGAUUGCUCAAGUUGUUGGUGAUGUUGAUACUACUCUUUCAGAUACUCUGGCUGAGCUAAAUGUACGUAUAACCAAAGAGGAAAUGAAGUCUAAUAUCCGUCCUCUGUUACGUCUUGUAUGCAAUCGCUUUAUGGGAGAUUUUAAUGGAUUUGUUGAAAUGUGUGUGGAGCACAUAAGCUCACCCUUGGAAAAUGCUAAGCGAAAAGUAGAUCACAUUUACACGGGACCAAAGGAAGGUGAAAUUUAUAGAGAUAUGGUGGACUGCAAUCAGAAUGGCACCUUAAUGGUCCAUAGCGCUAAAAUGUACCCCACCGAUGACUGUACAUUUUUCCAGGUUAUGGCGCGUGUACUCUCGGGAACUUUGCACGCAGGUCAAGAAGUACGAGUUUUGGGUGAAAAUUACACUCUGCAAGAUGAAGAAGAUUCCCGGGUUCUGCAAGUGGGUCGCUUGUGGGUAUAUGAAGCCCGCUACAAAGUGGAACUGAAUCGAGUGCCGGCCGGUAAUUGGGUACUUAUUGAGGGUAUCGAUCAGUGUAUUGUGAAGACUUCAUCAAUUGUUGACAUAAAUGCACCAGAAGAUCUCUAUAUUUUCCGGCCACUAAAAUUCAAUACGCAGAGUAUUAUAAAAAUUGCAGUAGAACCUGUAAACCCCUCGGAGUUGCCAAAGAUGUUGGAUGGUUUACGUAAAGCUAACAAAUCCUAUCCUCUACUAUCAACAAGAGUAGAAGAAUCUGGUGAACAUGUAAUUUUAGGAACUGGAGAACUUUAUUUAGAUUGUGUUAUGCACGAUUUACGUAAAAUGUAUUCUGAAAUCGACAUCAAAGUUGCUGAUCCUGUUGUCGCCUUUUGCGAAACUGUUGUGGAGACUAGUUCAUUGAAAUGUUUUGCUGAAACACCAAAUAAGAAAAACAAAAUAACAAUGAUUUCAGAGCCGUUAGAGAAAGGUCUUGCUGAGGACAUUGAAAAUGAAGUGGUAUCAAUUAAUUGGAACAAAAAGCGGCUUGGAGAGUUCUUCCAAGUCAACUACGAUUGGGAUUUACUGGCAGCUCGUUCAAUUUGGGCUUUCGGUCCAGAUACAACCGGACCAAAUAUUCUCGUAGACGAUACCCUACCAUCAGAAGUAGACAAAAAUUUACUCACUUCAGUGAAAGACUCAAUAGUGCAAGGUUUCCAAUGGGGUACACGAGAGGGACCACUGUGUGAGGAACCAAUUCGUAAUGUAAAAUUUAAAAUAUUGGACGCUGUAAUCGCUGGCGAAGCCUUACAUCGUGGUGGUGGUCAAGUAAUACCCACCGCGCGUCGUGUUGCUUACUCAGCAUUCCUUAUGGCUACACCACGCUUGAUGGAGCCUUAUUUAUUUGUAGAAGUACAAGCGCCAGCCGAUUGUGUUUCAGCCGUGUACACAGUGUUAGCGAGACGAAGAGGGCAUGUAACACAAGAUGCUCCAGUUUCUGGUUCACCCUUAUACACCAUUAAAGCGUUUAUACCUGCCAUUGAUUCGUUUGGCUUCGAGACAGAUUUACGUACGCAUACACAAGGACAAGCCUUUUGCUUAUCCGUAUUUCAUCAUUGGCAAAUUGUGCCCGGCGAUCCGUUGGAUAAGUCUAUAGUAAUAAGACCACUGGAACCUCAACAAGCUUCACAUCUGGCACGUGAAUUUAUGAUUAAAACAAGACGUCGCAAAGGCUUGUCGGAAGAUGUCUCCAUUAAUAAGUUCUUCGAUGACCCUAUGUUGUUGGAGUUGGCGAGACAAGAUGUGCUUUUGAAUUAUCCACUGUAGAUUUAGCAAUUUUCAAUAAAAGCGCCAAUUAUGCUAUAAAAAGCACUGCUAAACUUAAGUUAACUAUAAAGCUUUUAAAAGCUGAUUGCAUUCUCAAAGAGCUUUCAUUAAGUUUAUCGAAUUUGUUGUCGUCUAGACGACGACAGAAUGCGCUAAACAAAUGUUUGCAGGGAGAAAAUAAAUAUAACUAAAUAUAUAUUUCACCGAUUGAGAA
Molecule: messenger RNA, 3247 nt
Organism: Ceratitis capitata (Mediterranean fruit fly)
Lineage: Eukaryota; Metazoa; Arthropoda; Insecta; Diptera; Tephritidae
Product: 116 kDa U5 small nuclear ribonucleoprotein component
Exons: 7
Coding region: 106-3033 (975 amino acids)
Biological process (GO): mRNA splicing, via spliceosome
Cellular component (GO): U2-type catalytic step 2 spliceosome; cytosol; U4/U6 x U5 tri-snRNP complex
Molecular function (GO): GTPase activity; translation elongation factor activity; U5 snRNA binding
Source: RefSeq, a predicted model, not a curated record